This is a messenger RNA of Eriocheir sinensis (Chinese mitten crab), 3223 nucleotides long. RefSeq names its product chloride intracellular channel exc-4-like (gene Clic). Gene Ontology annotation, cellular component: apical plasma membrane; cytoplasm. Gene Ontology annotation, biological process: chloride transport. The coding region runs from base 105 to 890 and encodes 261 amino acids. The record is from RefSeq and is a predicted model, not a curated record. The transcript is spliced from 7 exons. Lineage: Eukaryota; Metazoa; Arthropoda; Malacostraca; Decapoda; Varunidae. Gene Ontology annotation, molecular function: chloride channel activity.
GUUGGUGGUGGGUGCUGGAGAACGUGGAACGGCCAGUGUCACGUUGGCGCUAGUUGAAGGUGGACUACGUUGAUCCUCUGCAAGUUAUAAUACGUUCAGGAAGCAUGUCUGAGGAAACCAACGGCCAGGAGAACGGGACGGUGCCUGAGGUGGAGCUGAUCAUUAAGGCCUCCACCAUCGAUGGGCGACGGAAAGGUGCUUGUCUGUUCUGCCAGGAGUACUUCAUGGACCUGUACCUGCUGGCCGAGCUCAAGACCAUCUCCCUCAAGGUCACCACAGUGGACAUGCUCAAGCCGCCGCCAGAUUUCAGGUCAAAUUUUGAGGCCACUCCUCCUCCCAUCCUGAUUGACAAUGGCUUGGCAGUUUUGGAGAAUGACAAGAUUGAGAGACACAUCAUGAAGAACAUCCCGGGUGGCCACAACCUCUUUGUUCAAGAUAAGGACGUCGCACAGAGGACAGAAAAUGUGUACAGUAAAUUCAAGCUUAUGCUUCUUAAGCGUGAUGACAACUCUAAGAACAUCCUGUUGAACUACCUCCGCAAAAUCAAUGAUCACCUUGGAGAGAGAGGGACAAGGUUCCUCACCGGGGACACAAUGUGCUGCUUUGACUGUGAGCUCAUGCCCAAGCUGCAGCACAUCAGAGUGGCCGGGAAAUAUUUUGCCGACUUUGAGAUCCCUGAGGAGCUGGAGCACUUGUGGCGAUACAUGUUCCACAUGUACCACCUUGACGCCUUCACACAGUCCUGCCCAGCCGACCAGGACAUCAUCAAUCACUACAAGCAGCAGCAGUGGAGGAUCUGUCCACUGAAAGAAGGCACCAGAAUGAAGAAGCACGAAGAGCUGGAGACCCCCACCUUCACCACCUCCAUACCGGCCACCAUCCGCCCCUGAGCACACAACGCUGUCUUCUGAAAUCAGCUCCCAAUAAUUUUUUUUAAUGCUUCAAGGUAUUUGAGUUGGUGAAAGGCAAUAACAGAUUAACUUUGCUCAACAUUUUUUGAUACAAGUGAUCUAACAAUAUUUCAUACUGUGAUUAAUAUGCAGAUAAUUUCUUCUCUUGAUUUAUUUUGUUUUAUUAUUUUUUACUUUAUUGCAUUAUUUUUAUCGCCAGUUCAGUUCAUGUUGGAGUUAAUCUUAUUUUGAGAGUGGCUGAAUAUUGCCUCUCACCAGACUGAAAACACAAAAUAUCUUGUAGCACUUUUGAUAUCCAUUAAGGCAGUAGGUCAUAACAAGAUUGCUAAGCAUUUGUGAUGAAAGUCACAAAUUUAUAUUGAAGAAUUUGCUAUGAUCAUAAUGCAGACCACUUUUGUACCUAUUUGAGUGGUGUCAAAGCAAUUAAAUGUUUAGCUUGUGCCUUGUUUAGUCAUUACUGUUUAUUGUAUAGUUUCAACUAUUUGUCAUUACUCUCCUGAAUUCAUUGUCAUCUCAGCUUUUUACUCCUUGAGGAGGAAGUGUUUAUGUACCGUACCUCUAGGCUACAGUGUGUGAGACAUUUAGGAUUCAGAUAGGAUGUUUGUGCAAAAUUAACGCCAUUGCAGGUGUCAUUAUGUGAUUACUUUACAACACAGGGGAAGGGAAUUAUUCUGUUCCAUCUGAUUCUGUAAAUACUGACACUGCAUAUUCCCUGCAGAGAAAUAUUUUGUAGAAUUUUUGUAAGCUUACCAGUUGAAUAUGUCUCUAAUGGACAAUUUAUUUUUUGUUUUUCUUAUUGUUAUUCUAUUUCAUUUUCAUAUUCUUCCCUUUUUUCUGCUAUCAUGGAGUCAUUUAAUGUGUGGGAAGAGGCAAGUUGUAAAAAAGCUAUUUAUAAUUUGCUCUUCCGUUACUUCCAUUGUUGUCCAGGCCCUUGAGAAUGGCAAUAUUAUUUAUCAACUGAAAUGUCAGAUUUAUACCAUGCAACAAUAUUUAUAUUGCAUAGGAUUCAUAACUAUUGUUUAUCAUUUUUCCUCCAUGUCUUUUGAUAUCAAUUUCUUAUGGAGUAAAGUGUGUGAAAAUUUAAUACCUUUGUUUUGUUAUUAUGUCUGGCCAGUUAGAAUUAGAAUAUGGACUCAUGUCAUACUUCUAAGAAAUUAAAUAAAAAUUAGGUAUGGAAGUAAAGAAUCAUAGGCCAGAAAACCAAGCAGAUGGAAUAAAUUUGUGCAUGAUUUUAUUUACAUUGAAAGCGUGGUACUAUCUUCCUGAAAACAUGAUGUGGAUUUCUGUCUGAAUCACAAAUACUUUCUUGAUGUCCUUGUGCCAGUUAACUAUUAUUAUCACAAAUUAUUUUAAAUCAUAUUCCAAUAGUACUCUGAAUAUAUUGGAUCACUGCAGCCUCUAGAGCUACAGUGUUAUCUUGUUGAUUACCAAAAUUUGAAGCCAUUAAAAAGUUUUAUUACAUUUUUGCUGUGAUCAAAGACUUUCAAAGCUGAUUUUUUUGCUUAGAGAUGAAGUUGGGAUCACCGUGGGAAUUUUUUUUUUUGGAAAUCUAUUGACCACAAUUCAAAAUAGUAUAAGAACCACCAUCACUGACCACAAAGUGCAUCAUCGAAUAUAGUUUGUUGCUCUUUGCCUUGGUGGUCUGUCUUGUCACAAUAUCUCGUGUUGCAAGACAUGUUCAGGUUUUCAAAGGAUCACAAAAUUACAUGAAAUAUUCCUCAGUACACACAUCUACUGAUAAGUUGUAUUAAUUAAGUUGCUAUUUAUAUUGAUAGUUUGGGCAUAGCAAAUGUGAAUAGAAUAUGUCCCAGCAGUUUAGGAAAAAAUAGUUUCAAAUAGUUUUUUUUAAUAUUGAUGAGCAGGUUAUGUUUAGUUAUGUAAAGAGAAACAGCCAGGUGUCUCGCCAAAGAAUGAAAUUUGAAUGAUGCCACACUAUUUCACGGCAGUGUUUGACUGUGCAGGGAUGCGAAGUGGAAGAUCAAUUUGGCUUAGUAUUGUCAAGACCAAAGUCAAUAGGUGUGAAAAUGUAGUAAUUGGAGUCUCAUUAGUGGACCUCAUCAGUUCCCAAGAUCUGUGGCUUUAAAUCUUCCCACGGAAUGUAUUAAACUUUUGGUGGAAUGUAUUUAAACUAUUGAACUACAAAAUUUGGAAGAUGUUGAAGCAUGGAUUGUUCACGGAAAGGUGUUGUAUACUGUACAUGAUAUCCAGUUGAGGUGCAGUAUGAUUGACAUGUGUACCACUUGAGCUCUUGUUGUAAUGGCUCGUCAAUUUUCCAGUUCUUAAGAAACAUAAAUAAUAUAUUGUAAAUGAAA